AUGCCUCGUAGUUUUAGUAGACGUAUCAUCCAACACGGUAUUCUGCUAUGUACAUCGGCUGUAAGCACUGGUUUUCUCGGUCAAUAUAUGCUCGAGAAAAACAAAUUAAGAGCAUCGAGUGCUCCAUUACAUAGACCAGCCGUAUGGUUAGAUGACUAUCCAUCACGUGAAGCUCAAAUUGAUAUUAUGUCCAAAGAAUCUGAAUACGAUAUUGUAGUUGUUGGUGGUGGUGCUACAGGCUGUGGAGUAGCUGUUGAUGCAGCUAGUCGAGGCCUCAAAGUUGCAUUAGUAGAAAAAUAUGAUUUUAGUAGCGGAACAUCAUCCCGAUCUACAAAAUUAAUUCAUGGUGGCGUAAGAUAUUUACAAAAAGCAAUCUUGCAAUUCGAUAGCGAACAAUAUCACAUGGUAAAAGAAGCUUUAUCAGAGCGUGGUAAUCUUCUUAAAAUUGCACCACAUCUAUCCUACCCAUUACCAAUUAUGUUACCAGUUUAUAAAUGGUAUCUUUUACCGUAUUAUUAUGCGGGCAUCAAAUCCUAUGAUCUUGUGUCUGGUCGGCAAUUGCUUCGCUGGUCUUAUGUUAUAUCAAAAACUAAAGCUUUGGAAUUAUUUCCAAUGUUAAAGAAAGAAAAACUUGUUGGUGCUAUUGUAUAUUAUGAUGGGCAACAUAAUGAUGCUCGUAUGAAUAUAGCACUUGCAUUUACAGCAAUACGUAUGGGUGCCAAUAUUGCUAAUCAUUGUACUGUAACUGAUUUUAUACAUGAAAAUAUUGAAAUUAAUAGUAGUGAUGGAAAAACAGAAACAAAAAAAGUCAUUCGUGGUGUGAAAUGUUUAGAUCGAUAUCGCAAUAAAGAAUUUACAAUACGUGCGAAAUGCGUUGUCAAUGCGACAGGACCGUAUACAGAUGAAAUUCGACAAUUAGAUGAUCCAUCAACACCAAAAAUUUGUCAACCCUCAGCUGGCGUUCAUAUUGUCUUACCAGAUUAUUAUAGUCCAACUAAUAUGGGACUUCUUGAUCCAAAUACGUCCGAUGGACGUGUCAUAUUUUUUCUACCGUGGCAAAAACAUACAAUGGCUGGUACCACUGAUACGCCAUGUGAAGUAACUGAUUAUCCAUCGCCAUCAACUGAAGAUGUAGAUUUUAUACUAGGCGAAAUCAAAAAUUACCUCUCAUCUGAUAUUCAAGUACGUCGUGGUGAUGUUUUGGCAGCAUGGUCUGGUAUUCGACCGCUUGUUCUGAAUCCAAAUAAAAAAGAUACACAAUCAAUUGCACGAAAUCAUAUUAUUCAUGUUAGUGAUUCAGGUUUAGUUACAAUUGGAGGAGGAAAAUGGACAACCUAUCGACAGAUGGCUGAAGAAACUGUUAAUCGUUGUAUACAAUCAGCUCAACUUCAACCAAAGAAUAACUGCGUUACGAAAGGUUUAACACUUAGUGGAGGUGAAAAAUGGACAGCUACAUCUUAUAUACGACUUGUUCAAGAUUAUGGCAUUGAAACUGAUGUUGCUAUUCAUCUUUCGAAUACAUAUGGUGAUCAAGCAAAUAAAGUAGCUGAUCUAUCAUCAUUAACAGGAAAACGUUGGCCAGUUAUUGGUAAACGUUUACACGCCGAAUUUCCUUAUAUUGAAGCUGAAGUUAGUUAUGCUAUAAAAGAGUAUGCUCGUACAGCAAUUGAUAUGCUUGCACGACGAACAAGACUUUCAUUUCUUAAUGUUAUUGCUGCUGAAGAAGCUCUUCCACGUAUCAUAGACAUCAUGGCUAGAGAAUUGAAAUGGAACGAAAAAAAACAAAAAGAAGAAAUGGAUCGUGCAAAAACAUUUCUACUUCGUGAAAUGGGUCUUAAUUUGAAACGUGAUAUGCGUCGAAAUGUACCAAUUAAUUUUACCCGAGAAGAAAUGAGCUAUUAUAUGAAACAUUUUCGACAAAUGGACGUUGAAAAUAAAGGUUUUUUAACACUUAGCGAUCUAAAAAGACAUUUACAAGUAUCCGAUAGUGAUAUAUCCCAAGAAGAGCUUCGUAUUUUAAUGCAUGAAGUUGAUCAAAAUCAAAAUGGUAUUAUUGAAACUGAAGAAUUUCUUCAGCUUAUGAGUGCAAUCAAUACCGGUGCUGUAUCGACCAGUCAUUUUAUUAAAGCUGCUCGUAUUGGUAAAAUGAAGGGCACUUCAGGAGUUGAACGAAGCGGUGGUGGCGUUUGA
This is a messenger RNA of Rotaria socialis, 2190 nucleotides long. Lineage: Eukaryota; Metazoa; Rotifera; Eurotatoria; Philodinida; Philodinidae. The record is from the annotation of a GenBank genome assembly.